Messenger RNA from Chelonoidis abingdonii (Abingdon island giant tortoise), 1503 nucleotides. RefSeq names its product C-C chemokine receptor type 6-like. The record is from RefSeq and is a predicted model, not a curated record. Gene Ontology annotation, biological process: calcium-mediated signaling; immune response; positive regulation of cytosolic calcium ion concentration. Gene Ontology annotation, cellular component: external side of plasma membrane; membrane. Gene Ontology annotation, molecular function: C-C chemokine binding; C-C chemokine receptor activity; scavenger receptor activity. Lineage: Eukaryota; Metazoa; Chordata; Testudines; Testudinidae.
AUGGUUCUCCUUCCCAUGAGAAAGAACAAACUACAAGCUGCCUGGGAUGGGCCCUUUAAGGUCAUCAAGCAGCUGAAUGAGGUGAACUAUUUAGUGGAACUGUCUAACCGGGCUCACAGCCACCAGGUGUGCCAUGUCAACAUGAUGACAUUCUCCCUGCCUUACUUUGACAGGGAGAAUUUGGUACUGACUGUGUGUGGCCAGUGGGAGGAGCAGGUAGAUGAUCCCCUGGUGAAUCUAUUCCCUGAGACGGGGGCCGGCCCUUCGCUGGAAUCAAUUCCCCUCUCUGGCCUGCUAACCCCUGCCAAGCACGCAGAGAUCCGAGAGAUGCUGGGUUCCUACCAGCAGCUGUUCUUCAACCAGCCUGGGCUCACUAACCUGGCUGUCCACCAGGUGGAGAAAGGAGCCCACUCUCCUGUAGAACUCAACUACACACAAUAUCCGGACUAUCUAUUUGAAUAUGAUCAAAUUACACCAGCAUGUGACAAGGGGGAAGUCAGAAACUUCACAAAAGUAUUUUUGCCAAUUGCAUACUCAAUUAUAUGUGUCCUGGGCUUAGUGGGUAACAUCUUUGUAGUAAUGACCUUUGCUUUACAUAAAAAACCUAAGUGUAUGACAGAUAUAUACCUCUUCAACAUAGCCAUAGCAGACAUAUUGUUUGUUCUCACUCUUCCAUUUUGGGCAGUGAAUUAUGCUGCUGAAAAAUGGGUCUUUGGUGACUUCAUAUGCAAAAUUACCAGAGGUAUUUAUGCAAUCAACUUCAAUUGUGGUAUGCUGCUCUUGGCCUUUAUCAGUAUGGACCGAUACAUUGCUAUUGUACAGGCAACAAAGUCAUUUAAACUUCGGGCUCGAACGCUAGCAUACAGUAGACUGAUCUGUUUGGUUGUAUGGGUAUUGUCAAUUUUAAUUUCCAGUUCCACUUUCUUAUUCAGUCAAAGCUACAGCCACUCCGUCAAUGAAACAGAACAGAUUUGUGAACACAGAUCCAAUACCGAGACAAAAGGCACUACUUUGAAAUUAUUGCUGCUGGGUAUGCAACUUCUAUUUGGAUUUUUUAUCCCUCUGCUGUUUAUGGUAUUUUGCUAUGCAUUCAUUGUCAAAAGCUUGGUGAAAGCUCAGAAUUCCAAAAGAAACAAAGCAAUAUGUCUGCUUGUAUUAAUUGUUGCUGUUUUCCUGGUUUGUCAGGUACCACAUAACAUGGUUCUUCUUGUGACUGCCAUAAAUAUGGGUAAAUUGAAUAAACUUUGUGAUAGUGAAAAGCAAAUAGCCUUUGCAAAGUACAUUACAGAAGUCCUGGCCUUCUUCCAUUGUUGUUUGAACCCAGUGCUCUACGCUUUUAUUGGGGUCAAAUUUAGAAGUUACUUUCCGAAUAUGAUGAACGAUCUGUGGUGCUUGAGAAACAAGAAAUACAAGACCAAGAGUUCAAGGACAAGUUCUGAUACCUAUCACUCAAGGCAGACAAGUGAAAUUAUGAGUGACAAUGUGUCAUCCUUUACUAUGUAA